AUGUCCCUUCUUUCAUUACCUCCCGAGAUCCUUUUGUUGAUAACAUCCGAUCUCCAACCUCACGACCUAAACGCGCUCAUCCAAUCUCACCCUUAUCUCCACCGUACUCUAAACCCCUCUCUGUACUACGAAAACGUACACAAUCACAAUGCCUCAGCGCUAUUUUGGUGUGCUUCACAUGGGUACAUCAAGACCCUAGAAUAUCUCCUUACCGCCGGUGCCAAUGUUCUCUGGGCUUCAACAUACCAACGGCAGAACUUUCAGCCCCCACCAGUGGACAAAACUUCAUCUUCAAGUUUCCUGCCAUUCAAACGACCAAAAAGGCGGCAGAAUGGAGACCCCUCAUCGAAGGAGCACCCAAUCUCUAUUGCAGCUGCCAAGGGCCAUAUCGAGAUUCUGGCUAAAUUCCUCGAGCUUGGGAUCGAUGUUAACUACAAAGAUCCAAAGGGCCGGGAUCCACUAUCCCUCGCAGCAUGCGGGGGUCAUCUAGAGCUGUGCCGGAUACUCCUUAAUCAAGGGGCUGACUUGCUAUCGUCUGAUGACAAUGAUAUGCGUCCUACAGACCAUGCAGUAGUUCAAGGCCACCGAGGCACCGAAGAAUUUCUCUUCCAAGAAGUGCAAAAACGGGCUAUCUACACAGAGGAUAGUUCUGAGUCUGACAGAUCUAUUGUACAACAACACUUACACUGGAUGCUGAGAUGCGCAGCAGAGAGAGGAGAAAAUGAUCGUCUAAAGUUUCUCCUAACUAAAAGCGAAGCAGAGCUGAAUAUUGUCCCUCCCAUUCUUCAGGAGAAUCUGGUUUCUGACAACUACGAUAACCCUUGGUACCCGAUUCCAUGGCGAAGCUACACACCUCUGAUCGCCGCGAUACAAUCAGCCCCCGACCCCAUAAGCACAGCCAAGAUCCUACUGGAAAAGGGCGCAGAUCCAAAUAUUCUCGUUGCCAUCGCGAACCCAUUCAUUACCAACGAAGAUCUGGGGAUGUAUCAAAAUGCCGUCUCCGCCGCUCUGGAACGAGAUCAGAGCUAUGCUCUAAUCGAGCUUCUCAUCGAGUAUGGUCUAACCCCGAUAAAUUCAGAGAUGCCUUUAAUUCGAGCAACGCAUUUGAAAAAGGUUGAUGAAUUUCGACUCCUGGUGGACAAUGGUGCCUACUAUCUAUACAUGGCUCACGCUAUAUGGCUCAUCGGAUAUCAGCCUAUACUGGAUUUACUCACUGAACGAGGAAUUCAUUCGGAGGUAAAAGUUCCCCUCGUGACAUGGGAACAGCUAACGGAGUCAUUUGAUUUUGAUGAGUAUUUAAAUUCCGAAGCUGAUCCGUUUGGGUUCAAUAAAGACCCAAUUCGCCCGGUGACCCCACCCCCUCACACAGAGGCUGAAUGGGCUAGGUAUCUGAACGGUCAUUUUGAUGAUAAUCCAUACCCCUAUUUUGUUGGGAACGCAGGGUGUCACUGUGGGACAGGAGCAAUUGAGGCCUUUCAAGCUGCUCAGGUUUAA
Molecule: messenger RNA, 1494 nt
Organism: Penicillium cosmopolitanum
Lineage: Eukaryota; Fungi; Ascomycota; Eurotiomycetes; Eurotiales; Aspergillaceae
Exons: 1
Coding region: 1-1494 (497 amino acids)
Molecular function (GO): protein binding
Source: RefSeq, a predicted model, not a curated record